This is a messenger RNA of Drosophila kikkawai, 4344 nucleotides long. The record is from RefSeq and is a predicted model, not a curated record. Lineage: Eukaryota; Metazoa; Arthropoda; Insecta; Diptera; Drosophilidae.
AGAGCCGGAGUGAGACGAAAUCAAAAUGACGGACGCUCGGGGAAGCGGCGUCCUCGCUGCGGAAUUUGAAUGAACUAGAUCCCAGGUUCCAAGGAGCACGAGAUCGGUUCCAGGGCCAGAACGGCGUUCUGGAUCCGACGGACCAACCUGUGGAAGGAGGAGGAGGAGCCAGAGACCCCAAACCGAAACCGUAACCGAAACCGUAACCAAAAUCGAAACCAGGCGUAACCAGGAGUUCCUCCGCCGGCCAUCUAUUCAUCAACUGACAAGUGUCAUCCGUCACCACCUGUCAGUUGUCAGAGCAACUCAGCGCCCCGGCCAACAGCAGCUGUCAGCGGAAGCGGAAGUGGUGUGGCGUGGAAGCGUGGAAGCGGGAGUGAAAGUGGUACUGUAAGGACACCGGGAUAGCAUAACCAGGAACAGGAACAGUUGCGGUAGCAGGAGUAGGAGCAGCAGCAGGCAAAGAUUGGUGUAGGCGGCAAAAUGCCUGGCGGACGACGUGGACUGGUUGCGCCGCAGAACACAUUCCUCGAAAACAUCAUCCGGCGCUCCAACUCGCAGCCGGACAGCUCAUUCCUUUUGGCCAACGCACAAAUUGUCGAUUUCCCGAUCGUCUACUGCAAUGAGUCCUUCUGCAAGAUCAGCGGCUAUAACCGGGCCGAGGUCAUGCAGAAGUCGUGCAGGUAUGUAUGCGGCUUCAUGUAUGGCGAGCUGACAGACAAGGAGACCGUGGGAAGGCUGGAGUACACGCUGGAGAACCAGCAGCAGGAUCAGUUUGAGAUUUUGCUCUACAAGAAGAACAAUUUGCAAUGUGGCUGCGCCCUCUCGCAGUUUGGCAAGGCACAAACCCAAGAAACCCCGCUAUGGCUGCUGCUGCAGGUGGCCCCGAUCCGCAACGAACGGGACCUGGUCGUCCUCUUCCUGCUGACCUUCCGGGACAUAACGGCCCUGAAGCAACCCAUCGACAGCGAGGACACCAAGGGAGUUUUAGGUCUCUCGAAGUUCGCCAAGUUGGCACGAUCGGUGACGCGGAGUCGCCAGUUCAGCGCCCAUCUGCCCACGCUGAAGGAUCCCACGAAGCAGUCCAACCUGGCGCAUAUGAUGUCGCUGAGCGCGGAUAUCAUGCCACAGUAUCGGCAGGAAGCACCCAAAACGCCGCCACACAUACUCCUGCAUUAUUGUGCAUUUAAAGCAAUUUGGGACUGGGUGAUAUUGUGUUUAACAUUUUAUACAGCCAUCAUGGUGCCAUACAAUGUAGCGUUUAAAAAUAAAACCUCAGAGGAUGUUUCCCUGCUCGUGGUGGAUUCGAUAGUCGAUGUUAUAUUCUUUAUAGAUAUUGUCUUAAACUUCCACACAACGUUCGUGGGUCCUGGCGGCGAGGUGGUCAGCGACCCCAAAGUGAUCCGAAUGAACUACCUGAAGUCGUGGUUCAUCAUUGACCUGCUUAGCUGCCUGCCGUAUGACGUGUUCAACGCGUUCGAUCGGGACGAGGAUGGUAUCGGGUCCCUGUUUAGUGCCCUCAAGGUCGUCCGCCUGCUUCGGCUGGGGCGUGUGGUGCGCAAGCUGGACCGCUACCUGGAAUACGGUGCGGCCAUGCUGAUACUCCUGCUCUGCUUCUACAUGCUGGUGGCCCACUGGCUGGCCUGCAUUUGGUAUUCGAUAGGGCGCAGCGAUGCCGACAAUGGGAUUCAGUACAGCUGGCUGUGGAAGCUGGCCAAUGUGACGCAAUCUCCGUACUCGUACAUAUGGAGCAACGACACCGGGCCGGAAUUGGUGAACGGGCCGUCACGGAAGAGCAUGUACGUGACGGCCCUGUACUUUACCAUGACGUGCAUGACCUCGGUGGGAUUUGGCAAUGUCGCCGCGGAGACAGACAACGAGAAGGUGUUCACCAUCUGCAUGAUGAUCAUUGCAGCCCUGCUGUAUGCCACGAUCUUUGGCCACGUGACCACCAUUAUCCAGCAGAUGACCUCGGCUACGGCCAAGUACCACGACAUGCUGAACAACGUGCGAGAGUUUAUGAAGCUCCACGAGGUGCCGAAGGCUCUCAGCGAACGCGUAAUGGACUAUGUCGUAUCCACCUGGGCCAUGACCAAGGGUCUGGACACCGAGAAGGUACUAAACUAUUGUCCGAAAGAUAUGAAGGCUGACAUAUGUGUUCAUCUAAAUCGCAAAGUAUUUAACGAGCAUCCGGCAUUUCGUCUGGCCUCGGAUGGUUGUCUCCGGGCACUGGCGAUGCACUUUAUGAUGUCCCAUUCGGCGCCGGGGGAUCUGCUCUAUCACACCGGCGAGAGCAUCGAUAGCCUUUGCUUCAUUGUCACCGGCAGCCUGGAGGUCAUACAGGACGACGAGGUUGUGGCUAUAUUGGGCAAGGGCGACGUCUUCGGCGAUCAAUUCUGGAAGGACUCGGCCGUCGGCCAGAGCGCGGCCAACGUGCGCGCCCUGACCUAUUGUGAUUUGCAUGCCAUCAAACGUGAUAAAUUGCUCGAAGUCCUCGAUUUCUAUUCGGCAUUUGCGAAUAGCUUUGCACGCAAUCUGGUGCUCACCUACAAUCUCAGACAUCGACUGAUUUUUCGCAAGGUGGCCGAUGUGAAGCGCGAAAAAGAAUUGGCCGAACGGCGUAAGAACGAGCCGCAAUUGCCCCAGAAUCAGGAUCAUCUUGUCCGGAAGAUAUUCUCCAAGUUCCGGCGAACGCCGCAGGUUCAGGCCGGUAGCAAGGAGAUUGUCGGUGGAUCGGGUCAAAGUGAUGUCGAGAAGGGUGACGGCGAGGUGGAGCGUACCAAGCUACCAGCAAAACUAACACUCACCGAGGACGCGCGCAUCCUCGGCACCGCCAACGCAUCCGCAUCCGCGUCCGCCUCAGGGGCAGUGCCCUCGCCAUCGCCAUCCCCCUCGCCAUCCUCGGGUCCACCAUCUGCGCGGAGUACGCGGGCCAGCAAGUGGGGACGCCUCCUGGGCAGUUCAAGCGUCGAUUCAGCUAGCGACACCAGCGCCAAGGUAGCCGUCUCGAGAAGUUUGAGCGCCCGCGAAAGCCUCCGAGAGAGCACCGCCCAAGCGCGGCAGAGUAGUACUUCGAGUAGCAAUGGUGGACAAGGCAACAAAGUUUUUCCCAAGGCGCCCAAGCUGCAGGCGAGCCAGGCGACCCUCGCCCGCCAGGACACCAUCGACGAGGGCGGCGAGGUGGACUCCUCGCCCCCCAGUCGCGACAGCCGUGUGGUCAUCGAGGGAGGAGCUGCCGCUGCCGCGGGAGCAGCGGGAUCAACUGGAGGAUCCUCAGGUGUAGUAGCCACCAUCGAGACGGGCGGAGGAGCUGGCCCAACCAAAGCGGAACGUAACCUGGCAUUGGAGCGCGAACGGCAGAUCGAGAUGGCCAGCUCGAGGGCCACCACCUCGGAUACCUAUGACACGGGGCUGCGCGAGACGCCGCCCACGCUGGCGCAGCGCGAUCUCAUCGCCACCGUGUUGGACAUGAAGGUGGACGUCCGGCUGGAGCUGCAGCGCAUGCAGCAGCGCAUCGGUCGCAUCGAAGAUCUGCUCGGCGAGCUGGUCAAGCGGCUGGCACCGCCGGGAGCCACACCGGGGGGAGCCGGCGCCGGCUCUGCUCCGGAUAAUAGCAGUGGCCAGACCACGCCCGGCGACGAGAUCUGCGCAGGCUGCGGCGCGGGCGGCGGCGGUGGCGGCGCCGUGGUUACGCCCACCACCACCACAACCCAGACGUUGAUACAGACGCCGUCCGUGGUUACCAGUCCCGUGGACACUGUGAUAACCAUCUCAUCGCCAGGAGGAUCGGGACAGGGACAGGAAUCUGGAGCUGGAACUGGAACUGGAACUGGAACUGGAGCUGGAGCUGGCGCUGGUGGCGGCCUGCUAAAUCCGGGCGCCCCACCUGUGUCGAGCGCGGGAGGCAACGGCCUGGGGCCGCUGAUGCUCAAGAAGCGACGCUCGAAGAGCAGGAAAGCACCGGCGCCUCCUAAGCAGACACUCGCCUCGUCGGCCGGCACCGCGACCGCCGCUCCCAUGGGAUCCGUUACCGGAUCUGGCACGAUGUCGGCGCCAGCGUCAGCGGAUCAUCAGUCGGCGACGGACAUGUCGCCACCAGGAGCAGCAACGGCAGCGGCAGCACCAGCGGGCCAACUGCUUCAUCUACGCCUGCUCGAGGAGGACUUUACGGCGGCCCAGCUGCCGACGACUUCAGCGGGUGUGGGAGCGGGAGCCGGGGUCACUUCACCCACGGCGGCCACCACACCAACGCCGCCUCCAACGGGCAGCGGCAGUGGCACGCCCACCACCACGCCCACAGGCAGCGGGCCCAGGAGCAGUGGUUCCAAGCGGGAGUUCCUCUAG